Myzus persicae (green peach aphid) is the source of this 1056-nucleotide messenger RNA. RefSeq names its product WPP domain-interacting tail-anchored protein 2-like. The record is from RefSeq and is a predicted model, not a curated record. Lineage: Eukaryota; Metazoa; Arthropoda; Insecta; Hemiptera; Aphididae. The transcript is spliced from 6 exons. The coding region runs from base 1 to 1056 and encodes 351 amino acids.
AUGGAAAAUGAAGAUUAUGAAGCAAUAACAUUUCACAAUGUCCCAGUGGAAAAUUUAAUCGACUCUAGAAAAUACUGUGAUCGAAGAAAGAUAUUUGAAAAUAGAGAUAAUUUUAUAUUUGAUGAUCACGAUGAAGCACCUCAAAACAAUAUUGAAGCAGCACUUGAAAAAAAUGAAACUGAGGAUUCAGAUGAAAAGUUAGUUGUUUUAGAAAAAGAAGAGAGGAAAGUACUAAGAAAAAAUCACUACAACGUAAUUUUUAACAUUGAAACUAGUAUCGAAAAUGCAGUGGCUAAGCGAAAAUUUCAACAAAAAAUGAUAGUACAACCACCUGUAGUUAAGAAAAUUGAAAACAGUGAAUUUGAACUAGGCAAUAUUAUCGAAGAAUUGAAUAAUUUUAUAGAAGGAAAAUGUUUGAUUUUCCAUACAAAUGAAUAUGAACAAGAAAGUUUAGAUCUUCUUAAGCAAAAAGACAAAAUUAUCGAUAAACUAUUAGAAGGACUAGAAGAAUUGUUAACUAAAUCGUUCAAUGAAACAUCUUCUAAUACGAACGAUCUGAAUAAACUGAAUGAAAUCGCAAACAAUAAAUUACACAUCCUUAAAGAAGAGCAUAAAAAGUAUUAUUUAGCUAUUACUAAAUUGAUUGAAGAUACUAAAAAUGAAAAAAAUAACAAAGAUUCUACUAAUUGGAGGCUUUUGAUGAACAAAAUCAUUAAUAAAAUAUCAAAUGCAGCAUUAAAACGGUUGGUACUUAUUGAAAAGAACAACUUCGAAUUAUUAAAGCUAUUUAAGACCAAUGAAGAGAACACAAAAAUUUUACAAGAAAUUGUGUAUAAGCUGAGAGAAAAAUGCAAUAAAAUCGAAUCCGACCUUAAAACCAAAAAGUCUACAAUUGAAAAACAAAUUAUAAGUAUUAAUGAAAAAAUUGAUCAGCAAGAAAAAAGAGCUGAUUCUGUUGCAAAGAAAGAUAACAACGAAUACUUACAAUUGUGGGACCAUCAACUUAAUGAUAUCAUACAUUACAUAAAUAGAGUAAAAUUUAUGUUUCUACUUUAA